CCAGCCACCGUCUCUCGUUUUCCUUUCGAUUCUGAUGCUUUUCGUAUUUCCGCCCCUGCUCUUCGGGAAUCUAAAACCUGGAACUAGAGCGUACAGGGACAAGAACUCCCUUUUUCUGAGUACUUAGACGUUUUGGGGGGCGAGGCUUGCUUGUACUGCCCGCCAUGGCUCAACUCCAGACACGCUUCUACACGGACAACAAGAAAUAUGCAGUAGAUGAUGUUCCCUUCUCAAUCCCUGCCAGCUCUGAAAUUGCUGACCUUAGUAACAUCAUCAAUAAAUUACUGGAGGCCAAAAAUGAGUUUCACAAAUAUGUGGAGUUUGAUUUCCUUAUCAAAGGCCAGUUUCUACGAAUGCCCUUGGUCAAACAUAUGGAACUGGAAAACAUCUCAUCGGAAGAAGUUGUGGAACUAGAAUAUGUGGAGAAAUACACUGCCCCCCAGCCAGAGCAAUGCAUGUUCCAUGAUGACUGGAUCAGCUCAGUUAAAGGAGCAGAGGAAUGGAUCUUAACUGGUUCUUAUGAUAAGGCUUCUCGGAUCUGGUCCUUGGAAGGAACAUCAAUAAUGACAAUUGUGGGACAUGCAGACGUUGUAAAAGACGUGGCCUGGGUGAAAAAAGACAGUUUGUCUUGUUUACUCUUGAGUGCCUCUAUGGAUCAGACUAUUCUCCUAUGGGAGUGGAGUGUAGAGAGAAACAAAGUAAAAGCUCUUCAUUGUUGUAGAGGCCAUGCUGGAAGUGUGGAUUCUAUAGCAGUUGAUAGCUCUGGAACUAAAUUUUGCAGUGGCUCUUGGGAUAAAAUGCUAAAGAUCUGGUCUGCAGUCCCAACAGAUGAAGAAGAUGAAAUGGAGGAAUCCACAAAUCGACCAAGAAAGAAACAGAAGACAGAGCAGUUAGGACUAACAAGGACUCCCAUGGUGACCCUCUCUGGCCACACUGAAGCAAUUUCCUCAGUACUAUGGUCAGAUACUGAAGAAAUCUGCAGUGCAUCUUGGGACCACACAAUUAGAGUGUGGGAUGUUGAGUCUGGCAGUCUUAAGUCAGCUUUGACAGGUAAUAAAGUGUUUAAUUGUAUUUCCUAUUCUCCACUGUGUAAACGUUUAGCAUCUGGCAGCACAGAUAGGCAUAUCAGACUAUGGGAUCCUCGAACUAAGGAUGGUUCUUUGGUGUCGCUGUCUCUAACCUCACAUACAGGCUGGGUUACAUCAGUAAAGUGGUCUCCAACCCAUGAACAACAGCUCAUUUCAGGCUCUUUAGAUAACAUUGUGAAGUUGUGGGAUACAAGAAGCUGUAAAGCUCCUCUCUAUGAUCUGGCUGCUCAUGAAGACAAAGUUCUCAGUGUAGACUGGACAGACACAGGGUUACUUCUGAGUGGAGGAGCAGACAAUAAAUUAUACUCCUACAGAUAUUCACCUACCACUUCCCAUGUUGGGGCAUGAAAAUGAUGAUAAUUUAAUUAUGGAGAUUCUAAAAAUGAAAUUGGUAGAGAAGUAUCAUAAUAUUUAUACAGAUGCAAAAAGUAGCCUUUUAAAGCUUACAUAUUUUCACCUUUCAUAACAGCUAACAUCACUUUCUUUGUAUUUACAAAAUAUGGUAUGUGGUCUACAUUCUUUACCCUAUACAAACUCUAGAAAUU
Molecule: messenger RNA, 1633 nt
Organism: Fukomys damarensis (Damara mole-rat)
Lineage: Eukaryota; Metazoa; Chordata; Mammalia; Rodentia; Bathyergidae
Gene: Wdr12
Product: WD repeat domain 12
Exons: 14
Coding region: 165-1436 (423 amino acids)
Biological process (GO): maturation of 5.8S rRNA from tricistronic rRNA transcript (SSU-rRNA, 5.8S rRNA, LSU-rRNA); ribosome biogenesis; maturation of LSU-rRNA from tricistronic rRNA transcript (SSU-rRNA, 5.8S rRNA, LSU-rRNA)
Cellular component (GO): PeBoW complex; preribosome, large subunit precursor
Molecular function (GO): protein binding
Source: RefSeq, a predicted model, not a curated record